This is a messenger RNA of Macadamia integrifolia, 1258 nucleotides long. RefSeq names its product secoisolariciresinol dehydrogenase-like. The transcript has 2 exons. Gene Ontology annotation, molecular function: oxidoreductase activity. The record is from RefSeq and is a predicted model, not a curated record. Lineage: Eukaryota; Viridiplantae; Streptophyta; Magnoliopsida; Proteales; Proteaceae. Bases 202 to 1032 code for a protein of 276 amino acids.
UCUCUCUCUCUUCCUUCUAUAUGCAAUGUGUGUAGGGGAUUAGGGAGCUGUAAAUCUCAUAUCCUUAAGUCUUACAGAGGUUGUGUGUGUGUUGGGAGUGGCUAUAUAUACUUGCUUUCAGUCACAAGAAGAGAAGGGUUAAGAAGACCAACAAAAAUCUAAGGAAACCAAUCCCUUGUGAAGAGACUGUCAAGUAUCACCAUGAUUUCUAACAAGCUUCAUACUUCUUCCGGAAGGAGACUUGAAGGUAAGGUUGCAGUGAUCACUGGAGGUGCUGCAGGAAUUGGUAAAACUACAGCCAAAUUGUUCUGCCAACAAGGUUGUAAGGUACUUAUUGCUGACAUCCAAGAUGAAUUGGGUCACUCUGUUUGCCACGAAAUUGGCCCAGAGAUGUCCUCAUUCAUCCAUUGUGAUGUUACCAAGGAAGAUGAUGUGAAGAAAGCAGUAGAUGAGGCUAUUACAAGAUUUGGAAAGCUUGACAUAAUGUUCAACAAUGCCGGAGCAAUUGAUCCACCAAAGAUAAAGAUAAUGGAUAACGAAAAAUCUGAUUUUGAUAAUGUCCUCAGCGUCAAUGUCACCGGUGUCUUCUUAGGCACCAAACACGCAGCCCGUGUUAUGUUACCCCUGAAACAAGGAAGCAUAAUUAACAAUGGUAGUGUGAGUUCAAUCAUGGGAGGUAUAGCUUCUCAUGCUUAUGUUGCUUCAAAGCACGCAGUAGUAGGUCUCACCAAGAAUGCAGCCGCAGAGUUGGGCCGGUCCGGGAUAAGGGUUAACUGUGUCUCUGCAUUCGCGAUUGGAUCGCCCUUUUUUAGGAAUUUGGUGAAGGAGUAUGAUGAUGAUGAGAUUGAGAAGAGGGUAGAGAAGAUGUCUAGUCUUAAAGGAGUUACCUUGACUGCACAAGAUAUUGCUGAGGCUGUUCUUUAUUUUGGAAGCGAUGAAUCAAUAUGUGUGAGUGGACAUAAUUUCGUCAUUGAUAAAGGCUUUACUGUUACAAAUACCAACUUUGGUAUGUUCAACCAAUUAAACUCCUGAUUAGCAUCCUAAGGGUAGCUCAGUUGGAAAAAUCAAUUCCGCAUAAUAAAGAGAUCAAGAGUUCAAAUAUAUUGGGACCUACCAAUAAAAAAAAAAAAUCUGUACUUUAAUAAAUAAAUAAAUAAACAAAAAAUAAGUCUUUGGCAAAUGAUGUGUGUGUGUGUGGGGUGGGGUGGGGGAUGGUGGUAUUGUUGAUGUAUUAUUCCUCUAAAAAAUAAGUAUAAAU